AUGGCGCCCGUAGGAGGACGAAAUGAAGUUCCGGACUCAGAAGACGAGCCUAUGACAUCUUCGCCUGUCGCAGUUUCAGAUGGUACCGCCGAUAAGCUUUUCGCGAUGGCGCAUGUUCUACCCCAAGACACCCAAGACGCGCCGCAAGAGGCUACGCGUCUUCACCAAGCAACUUCUGGGACCGUUGCCAAUGUGGCCGCGCAACGCACUGGUGGCUUGGACGCCGAUCAAAGCAUUGCUUCAAUCGACAUCGACGCGCCCACGGAUGAGCGAACUGACAUUCAGCCUACUGCUACUGUAGCUCCAUCGAACCAAACCGAUGAGGUCAGCAACAGUGUCGCAAAUGAUAUCCAUCGGGACAUUGCACCGCAUUUGGGUUCAGAGACUGAUGACAUGAGGCCAUCACAGCAUGCGACAAUGGCAGAUUAUGCGCGAAACAAUCAACAUAUGCAUGUCAGUGAUUUGACAGCUGGGCCUGAAACAGUGACAGCUCCCGCCGCUCAGCAAACAUCAGAAAUUGCUGGAGACGCGGUUCGGCCAGAGGUAACAACACCCAAGCAACAGCCUGAGACCGUGGACAACAAAGUCGCACCCGAAUGUACCAGUGAGCGUUCUUCAUGUCGAUCAUCGUAUGUAUCGGAAAACAUCAAUGAACCGGAAGGAGAGCCAGCACCCCAACAAGUGGAAGCAGACCUCGCGCAGCACAUUUCAUUUGCAGAUGAUCAGGUGAGUGCAGUUCGCUCGAACAAGCAGGGUGCUUCGCAGGAGGAUCCCAGUACACUCGUGACUUUACAGCAUGAUACGCCACUGCUUCCGGUGCCACCACCGUCGAGUGACUACAUAACUUCAAACGAGACUAUGGAUUCUGGGCACGUGAGCGAGACCACACGACCGACCGAGCAGGACGCAAUACAGCGCCUCAAGGACGAACUCUCAAAUAGCGGAUCUGGUGCGAAGCACGGAUUACAAAUUGUGCAGGUUGUUUCCGAGGACGUGCAUGAUAACACUAAUGACGAGGCUGCUGGACUGCGCACGGAACCUGAAGGCCAGAAGAAGGGAAUUGACCUGGAAAACGAAACACAACAAAACGUAUCGAUGUCGCUGAGCUCUUCUUCGGGGGUCGAUGUCGAAAGCCAUGGAGAUAUGAUCACAUCAAAGGACAACUCAGAUGAGGUUGACGCGGAUCGAUCCUUGACAAAACAGACAUCACAAGACCCAAGUCAGGCUCGUCUGGAGAUGUCAGACAUUCCAGCCUUCACCAAUGAGAUUACACUCGCCGAGCUCAAAGCGCAAAAGUCAGCAAUGCUAGCUUCUCUUGCGGCUCUUCCUGCGAUCCAAGUGCUCAUGGAAGAGAACGCAUCUGCUGAUGUCGAUAUGGCGGACGGUGAUGACGAGCCAACGGAAGCCGAUAUCAUGACCGCUGCAAACAAGAUUGUGAAAGACCACAUCAAGCUUUUGCAUGAGUACAACGAACUGAAGGACGUGGGGCAAGGACUGAUGGGCUUAAUCGCCGACCAGCGCGGGGUGAGAAUCAUUGAAGUGCAGGAAGAGUUCGGAAUCGAGGCUCAAGAUUAA
This is a messenger RNA of Parastagonospora nodorum SN15, 1575 nucleotides long. RefSeq lists its product as hypothetical. The record is from RefSeq and is a predicted model, not a curated record. The transcript is spliced from 4 exons. Gene Ontology annotation, biological process: meiotic joint molecule formation; meiotic DNA recombinase assembly involved in reciprocal meiotic recombination; double-strand break repair via homologous recombination. Gene Ontology annotation, cellular component: Swi5-Swi2 complex; Swi5-Sfr1 complex. Lineage: Eukaryota; Fungi; Ascomycota; Dothideomycetes; Pleosporales; Phaeosphaeriaceae. Bases 1 to 1575 code for a protein of 524 amino acids.